This is a messenger RNA of Pygocentrus nattereri (red-bellied piranha), 3678 nucleotides long. RefSeq names its product lon peptidase 1, mitochondrial (gene lonp1). Bases 121 to 3072 code for a protein of 983 amino acids. The transcript has 18 exons. Gene Ontology annotation, molecular function: single-stranded DNA binding; ATP-dependent peptidase activity; ATP hydrolysis activity. Gene Ontology annotation, biological process: mitochondrion organization; chaperone-mediated protein complex assembly; protein quality control for misfolded or incompletely synthesized proteins. The record is from RefSeq and is a predicted model, not a curated record. Lineage: Eukaryota; Metazoa; Chordata; Actinopteri; Characiformes; Serrasalmidae. Gene Ontology annotation, cellular component: mitochondrial matrix.
CCACAGAAGAUGUUGUGGCCGCGAAUGCAGUGAAAUGAUGCGCGGGCCGCGCUCUCCUGCGGGCGGGUCGACGCCGUGACGCGAUCAGUGCGCGUUCCUCGUGGAAGUCUCCAGAUAAACAUGGCGGCGUGCAUGAGGCUGUGGGCUCCGUACCGACGGGCGGUCAGCAGCCACGCUCACGGCUUCAGCGCGCAGGUCAGAGCCCUGUUCCGGAGCCAGACACCCGGCCAGAGUGGGUGCAGCUCCAGCCGAUCAUAUGCGUACGGCUUGGGCGGAGGGUCGCCGCGCGGCGUCGCGCCGGGGAUCGGGACGUGGAGGCGGGUGUCCGCUGCGCUGCCCCGCGGCAGAGACGCUCCAGGACUCGGCUGGUUUGUCAGUUGCGACCGCCGGGGCUUCGCGAUGGGGAACAGGGGCAGCGGAGCCGGCGGGCUGUCUGGGGAAGACGGAGCAGAGAGCGGGGGGGCUGGCGAGGACGAUGCAGGCGAGGAUGGAGCUGGAGGCGGCUACGGAGCUCCUCAGAUGACCGCUUUGACACCCAUGAUGGUGCCCGAGGUUUUCCCCAACGUGCCGCUGAUCGCGGUCGCCAGGAACCCCGUCUUCCCCCGGUUCAUCAAGAUCAUCGAGGUGAAGAAUAAGCAGCUGAUGGAUCUGCUGAGGAGAAAAGUACGACUCGCUCAGCCCUACGCUGGCGUCUUCCUGAAGAAGGAUGAUGGCGAUGAGUCAGAUGUGGUGGAGAGUUUGGACGCUGUCUACAACACGGGGACUUUUGUUCAGAUCCAUGAGAUGCAAGACCUCGGCGACAAACUGCGCAUGAUUGUGAUGGGACACAGGAGGAUCCGGAUUACUAAGCAACUGGACGUUGACGUUGAUGAGCCAGUGGACUCUGAAGGGGAGUCCAAGACGCCCCGGCGAAAGUCGAAGCGGAGCCGUAAGGACACGGGCAGUUUAGCGGAUGCGAUGGUUGAGAGAGUGCAGGACACUGAGUUUGUGGUAGAGGCCGUUCCUCUGCCAAACACCAACGAGGUGCUCAUGGUGGAGGUGGACAAUGUCAUACACGAAGAGUUCCAGGUCACAGAAGAAGUCAAGGCUCUGACUGCGGAGAUUGUUAAGACCAUCCGUGAUAUCAUUGCUUUGAACCCUCUCUACAGGGAGUCUGUUCUGCAGAUGAUGCAGGCUGGACAGAGAGUAGUGGACAACCCUAUUUACCUCAGUGACAUGGGGGCUGCUCUAACUGGAGCAGAGUCACACGAGUUACAGGAUGUUUUGGAGGAAACCAAUAUACCCAAACGACUAUACAAAGCCCUCUCGCUGCUGAAAAAAGAAUAUGAGCUGAGUAAACUGCAGCAGCGCCUUGGCAGAGAGGUGGAGGAGAAGAUCAAGCAAACCCACAGAAAGUACCUCCUGCAGGAGCAGCUGAAGAUCAUUAAGAAGGAGCUGGGGCUGGAGAAGGAGGACAAGGAUGCCAUCGAGGAGAAAUUCCGUGAGCGACUGAAGGACCGCACAGUGCCUGAACACAUUAUGGAGGUCAUUAAUGAGGAGCUGAACAAACUGAGCCUUCUGGACAAUCAUUCCUCAGAGUUCAAUGUUACAAGGAACUACCUGGACUGGCUGACCUCCAUGCCCUGGGGCAUCAACAGUGUGGAGAACCUGGAAUUGGCCAGAGCCAAAGAGGUGCUGGAGGAGGACCAUUAUGGAAUGGAAGAUGUGAAGAAGCGCAUUCUCGAGUUUAUAGCGGUUAGCCAGCUGAGAGGCAGCACACAGGGAAAGAUCCUGUGUUUCUAUGGGCCACCCGGUGUGGGAAAGACCAGCAUCGCCCGUUCCAUUGCCAGAGCUCUUAACCGGGAAUACUUCCGCUUCAGUGUGGGCGGCAUGACUGACGUAGCUGAAAUUAAGGGCCACAGGAGGACAUAUGUUGGAGCCAUGCCUGGAAAAAUUAUUCAGUGUUUGAAGAAGACAAAGACGGAGAACCCACUGGUUCUCAUUGAUGAGGUUGACAAGAUAGGCAGGGGUUACCAAGGUGAUCCAUCGUCUGCACUCUUGGAACUUUUGGACCCUGAACAGAAUGCAAAUUUUCUGGACCAUUACUUAGAUGUGCCUGUGGACCUGUCCAAGGUUCUCUUUAUUUGUACCGCCAAUGUGAUCGACACCAUUCCAGAACCUUUAAGAGACAGAAUGGAAAUGAUCAACGUAUCUGGCUAUGUAGCUCAGGAGAAGCUGGCCAUUGCAGAGAGAUACCUGGUGCCCCAGUUGCGAGCCCUGUGUGGUUUAGAUGAGCAGAAGACUAGCAUCUCCUCCGAAGCUCUGAACGUUCUUAUCCGGCAGUACUGCAGAGAGAGUGGAGUCAGGAACCUCCAGAAACAGGUGGAGAAGGUUUUCCGGAAAGCAGCGUUCCGCAUCGUUAGCGACAAGGAGACCUCCAUCAAAGUAACAGCCGAAAAUCUCCAGGACUAUGUCGGCAAACCUCUCUUCACAGUGGACCGGAUGUAUGACGUCACUCCACCAGGGGUGGUCAUGGGCCUGGCAUGGACAGCUAUGGGUGGCUCCACAUUAUUCAUUGAGACAUCUCUGAGGCGACCGAGGACCCCUAAGGGGAAAGACGGACCCACUGAAGGCUCACUGGAGGUCACUGGGCAGCUGGGAGAUGUGAUGAAGGAGAGUGCAAAGAUCGCCUACACAUUCGCCCGCUCUUUCCUCAUGAAGGAACAGCCAGAAAACGACUUCCUUGUGGGCUCUCAUCUGCACCUGCAUGUGCCGGAGGGUGCCACCCCUAAAGAUGGACCAAGCGCAGGCUGUACUAUAGUGACGGCCCUGCUGUCCUUGGCCACGAACACACCAGUGCGGCAGAAUGUGGCCAUGACGGGAGAAGUGUCCCUGACCGGGAAGAUUCUGCCAGUUGGAGGCAUCAAGGAAAAGACUAUUGCGGCUAAGAGAGCUGGCGUAGACUGCAUCAUCCUCCCUGCUGAAAACAAGAAAGACUUCUCGGACCUGGCCGAGUACAUCACAGAAGGCCUGGAGGUGCACUUUGCUGAACAUUAUGAGGAGAUUUACAAGAUCGUGUUUCCCGGACAGUGAAGGCCGCUCAUGCACAGCUGCUAUAUGCCUAGUUGACUGUGCACCACAUGAAGAAAGCACUGGAACGUAGAAGCCAAACAAGGUUCCUCCUACCAACAACUUGCCGACAUGGACUUCUCUCGUCUGCCAGAAAGUUGAUAACCCUUCAUGCAGCAAAGGUUGCCAGAUAAACACUGAUGAAAUCCUUAGAUCCCAGUUAUUUACCUGAAGAUACUGGGAUCAUGAUGUUGCUGCUACGCAGCCUUUAAUUGAUUUUCUCAACUUUCCAUUUGACUGCCUUUGAAUUAUUUAAUACAGUGUCCAUAGUUUAUGAAAGCUUGAGUCACUUACAUCUCAUGCCGUAACCAGAGAACUUUCAUCUGUUAUCAGUUUUACUGAGGCUGUAAACAAUGUGAUUGAAGUAGCCCUUGCUGUGGUUUAAAAGAAAGCUGACAAGAAUGAGACCAAAAAUUACACUGAACAUUCAAAAAGCUGGGAUUUGUGCUUUUGUCCUAACAUCAGAAGGCUCUGAGCUUGGUCAGCAUGCUCAUAUGAAGAAUUGUGAUUUGUUAGUUUGCAAAGCCUUUUUUUUGUUUGUUUGUUUAAAUAAAAUAAAAAAAAAAUACA